Notothenia coriiceps (black rockcod) is the source of this 1582-nucleotide messenger RNA. It is a transcript of the gene chmp2a, whose product is annotated as charged multivesicular body protein 2A. Gene Ontology annotation, biological process: vacuolar transport. The coding region runs from base 132 to 794 and encodes 220 amino acids. The transcript has 6 exons. The record is from RefSeq and is a predicted model, not a curated record. NCBI's taxonomy places the organism in Eukaryota, Metazoa, Chordata, Actinopteri, Perciformes, Nototheniidae.
CCCGGAACCUAUCGUAACACGGAAGUGAAGGAAAGAAAACAAAUAAUCGUUCAGAAUUGUGGCGAGUUGAAGUCGGAGAAAACGCCUUAAACAUCGUUUAACCUUCCGGAUUACCGGCUUUAGACGAAACGAUGGACUUCCUGUUUGGAAAGAGGAAAACCCCGGAGGAGAUGCUGAGGCAGAAUCAGAGGGCGCUCAACAGAGCCAUGAGAGAACUGGACCGAGAGCGACAGAAACUGGAGCAGCAGGAGAAGAAGAUCAUCGCUGACAUUAAGAAAAUGGCCAAACAGGGACAAAUGGACGCCGUCAAGAUCAUGGCUAAGGAUUUGGUCCGCACACGGCGCUACGUCAAGAAGUUCAUCAUGAUGAAAGCCAACAUUCAGGCCGUCAGUCUGAAGAUACAGACGCUCAAAUCCAACAACAGCAUGGCGCAGGCUAUGAAAGGCGUCACCAAAGCCAUGGCCACCAUGAACAGACAGCUGAAACUGCCCCAGAUCCAGAAGAUCAUGAUGGAGUUUGAAAAACAGAGUGAGAUCAUGGACAUGAAGGAGGAGAUGAUGAAUGACGCUAUCGAUGAUGCCAUGGGGGAUGAGGAUGAUGAAGACGAGAGUGACGCCAUCGUGUCCCAGGUGCUGGACGAGCUGGGUCUGAAUGUGUCGGAUGAACUGUCAAAUCUUCCGAGCACCGGAGGAAGCUUGUCGGUGGCCGGAGGAAAGAAGGUCGAGCCUCAGGCCGCCCUCGCAGACGCAGACGCCGACCUGGAGGAGCGGCUGAAUAACCUGCGGAGAGAUUGAGCACGCAGUGAAACUGUGGCGGAGUUGUUAAUACAGAUACAAACAUACUCGAAUCUCUGUGUUUAGAUUCUUUUUGAAGGUAUAACUGGCAAACAGAGCUAUUUCAGCUGUGUUAUAUAAGGUGUGUGGCUUCUGUUCUGAGGUGUUUUCAUUUUAUGUGUGUUUUUAUGUAUUUUAUCAAAAAAAGAAAUACUUUUAGUGUCAUUACCCUUCAUAGGCCUGGUCUCAUUUUUAUUGCCAAAUGACACAAGUUCUCUAAAAGUGAAAGAUUAUUUCGCUGUCUGUGUAAAUACUAACUCCUCAAGGCAUGGUGUUUUCGCAAUUUAAAUGAACACUAAAAUGUUUAAAAUGACCCAAAUGAAAGUCGGUAAAAAGGACAGACGCGGAUGUUUUAUAUGUCAGCACUUUUUGUACAUCAGGCUGGUUUGGCUUUCUUUUUAUCAAUCUCAUAUAAAAUACAGUUUUAGCCCCGGUGUCAGCUUUUAAUGACUUUGGAUCAUUCUUCUUCUUUUUUUUGUCGUCGGGAUCCAGUUGAAGAUGGUGUACAAAAAGUGUCUUUUCUGUCUAAAUGUAUGAACGGGCAGUUUGUUUUAAACAAAUAUAUAAAGAUGAAGGAAAGAAAGGUGUCAGCUGACUCCUGUUUACUGCCAGGUAACCAUGACUCUGUGAUUCUCUUGAGAACAGCUGGAUCUUCACCAAAGGUUUUAAAGAGUCAGUGUUUUUCAUUUUUGAGAAAGUGUCCUGGUUUUGCUUUUCUUUAUUCAAUAAACAUUUUUUUCCAGAUGAAA